AUGGGUGUGAUGGUGAAGUAUGAGCCAGAGAUCAAAAAGAAGUGGUCAGGUCUGAAGGUGGAGGUGAAGAGGAAGAUGGCAUGCCACCGUCAGAGUGUUACAGGCACAGGUGGGGGCCCUGGCACACCCAAUCCCACACCUUUUGUGUCAAGAAUAGCCUCCAUACUCAGGCCUGUAAGUGUGAGUGGCAUAGUAGUGGGGAAGCAGGGAGACACACACCAGGCGGAGACCGCAGAUGAGACUGGCUGCGUGACACCUUUGCCUUGCUCCUCAUUGAAACUCUUCAAGUCUGGGAGGGGGCUGUGCGUCAGGGUCCUCAUGAAAGAUGAGGUGUUGAGGAUCAUGCCCAUCCAGAAGCAGAUCAGAGCUGGUCAGCGCACAAAGUUCAAGGCCUUUGUUGCCAUUGGUGUCUACAAUGGUCAUUUGGGUUUGGGGGUGACGUGCUCCAUCCUGGGGAAAAGUUACUGAGAUAACAAAAUUGUACCCUACAAGGUGACUGUUCACUGUGGUUCUGUCUUGGCACGUCUCAUCCCAACCCCUCAUGGUACUGGUAUCGUGUCCGUCCCUGUGCCCAAGAAGCUGCUCAUGAUGGCUGGUAUUGAUGACUGCUACACCUCUGCCCGGGGCUGCGCUGCCACCCUUGGAUACUUCGCCAAGUACACCGUAGAUGCCAUCUCCACGACUUACAGCUCCCUGACUCCUGGGAGCUCUUCAUACCAAGAGUUCACUGAGCAUCUGGUCAAGACUCACACCAGGGUGAAUGUGCAGAGGGGCCAGGCUGUGCAGGCUGCUACCUGUUAAUCGUUUUAUACAUAGAAUUGUUGAAUAAAUGUACAGAAAUACCAAAAAAAAAAGAAAGAAAAAAAAAA
This is a messenger RNA of Melanotaenia boesemani (Boeseman's rainbowfish), 869 nucleotides long. Its product is annotated as 40S ribosomal protein S2-like. NCBI's taxonomy places the organism in Eukaryota, Metazoa, Chordata, Actinopteri, Atheriniformes, Melanotaeniidae. Gene Ontology annotation, biological process: translation. Gene Ontology annotation, molecular function: RNA binding; structural constituent of ribosome. Gene Ontology annotation, cellular component: ribosome; cytosolic small ribosomal subunit. The record is from RefSeq and is a predicted model, not a curated record.